Molecule: messenger RNA, 2921 nt
Organism: Malus domestica (apple)
Lineage: Eukaryota; Viridiplantae; Streptophyta; Magnoliopsida; Rosales; Rosaceae
Product: hydroxyproline O-galactosyltransferase GALT3
Cellular component (GO): Golgi membrane
Molecular function (GO): carbohydrate binding; hexosyltransferase activity
Source: RefSeq, a predicted model, not a curated record
AUGACCCGGCAACCUCAAUGUUCUUAAUCAGACAUUAACCAUCUUUUACAAAUAAAAUCCAGGCAAAACAUCCAACCGUGCGUUGACAAGGGAACCUCCUAAAGACGACGCCGUAUCGAAAUGUCCCUGAAUCUGCAGCAUCUGAAACUCGAUUUUUCUCACUGCAUUAAGGUCACCUCAGCUUUCCAUUUCAAGAAGAACCCUUCUUAAAAGCUUGCAACUUUUGCAUUUAGAGUAAGAUUUGAUAGCAAAUUUUGGUGCUUUUGGCUUUUUGGAGAAUCAGAUUUGGAAUAGCUCAACUUCUGGAGCACCAAAUAAGGUAAUGCUUCUUCUGAGCUUAUAUAAGAAGCAGCUUCAUAAAGGUUGCAAUCGUUUAUUUUCCCUGAUAGAUACUUGAUAGUGACACUGAAAGUCUGAAUCUAUAUCCUCAUCAGAAAGAUGGAAAAUUUUAGUAAGAUUUUUGAGUUCUGGGUUUUCUGGGGUUUUGAUUUUUGAGCAAUUUUUCCUUGGAAAUUUUUAUUUUUAAUUAUUUAUUUUUGUGUAUUAUUGGGUAUUGAAGAAAGAACGGUAGCAUUCAAUGUGAUUGUGCAAGCUAAACUUAGCAAGAAUGUGAGAGAAGAUGAGAUUUCGGGAACUGGGUUGGAUGCUCACCUGGGUUUACUGCAUAUAGAAAGAGGGGAUAGGAGUAGAGGUGUCAUGGGGGUUUUGUAUAAGCAUCAGAUUCGCCGGUUAACGAAAAUGAAGAAGUGGUCCGGGGGCUUGUUAAUCGUAGUUCUUGCUAUGAUCUUGGUUUUUCGAUAUUCCAGCAUUGUCAAAAUCGAGCCACCAACACAGGCGCCUAAGCAGUCGGCUGCUGAGUUCUUUGGAAACCAUCCAACAACUAAUGAUUCUGUUAUUGUGGAUUCGGAGAAGAAAGGAGAAAAGCCAUAUAAGAAAUCCCAUUUUGUAGAAGUUGAUGGGCUGGAUGAUCUUUUUGCUUCCCAUGACAUUUUCAAAGAAGGGUCGAGGGCCUUGCUUGUAUGGCCUCACAUGCGUACCCUACUCUCCAGGUCCGAUGCUUUGCCUGAAACAGCUAAAGGGGUUAAAGAGGCCUCCGUUGCGUGGAAAGACUUGUUGUCCGCAAUUGACAAGGACAAGGCUUCCAAAUUAAACAAAAGUGAUAACGAGGAAGACAAAAAUUGCCCUUUCUCUGUAAGUACUUUUGACAAGAUAGAGUCAAGAUAUGAGAAUAUACUUGAUAUCCCUUGUGGCCUCAUUGAUGAUUCUUCCAUUUCUUUGGUUGGCAUUCCUAAUGGGCACUCUAGAAGCUUUCAAAUCCAACUCCUAGGCUCCCAACUUUUAGGAGAGUCUGAGCCUCCUAUUGUCUUGCAUUACAACGUCAGUCUCCCCGGUGAUAACAUGACACAGGAGCCAUUUGUAGUUCAAAAUACAUGGACUCAUGAACUUGGGUGGGGCAAAGAGGAAAGGUGCCCUUCUCACAGGUCUCCUAGCAACCUCAAAGUUGAUGGACUUGUUCUUUGCAAUGAACAAGCUGUGAGAAGCUCGUCGGAAGAAAGUCUAAAUGUGAGUCGGCCUAGUAGGGACAUGUUGACCAAUGUUUCCGGAGGUGCCUAUGAAGGUUCCAAUUUCCCAUUUGUUGAAGGAAAUCCCUUUACCGCCACAUUUUGGGUUGGUUUAGAGGGAUUUCACUUGACUGUGAAUGGAAGGCACGAAACAUCUUUUGCGUAUAGGGAGAAACUUGAGCCAUGGUCGGUUUCCAAAGUCAGAGUGGCCGGUGGUCUGGACCUCUUAUCUGCCUUAGCAAAAGGCUUGCCUGUUUCUGAGGAUCAUGAUUUAGUUGUUGAUGUUGAGCACCUCAGAGCUCCGCCCACUUCGAAGAGAAGACUAUUGAUGUUGGUUGGAGUUUUCUCUACUGGAAAUAAUUUUGAGCGUAGAAUGGCUUUGAGGAGGGCUUGGAUGCAGUACAAGGCUGUGCGUUCUGGAGAUGUAGCUGUCCGGUUUUUCAUCGGCCUUCACAAGAACAGCCAAGUCAAUAUUGAGCUGUGGCGAGAAGCGGAAGCAUAUGGAGAUAUCCAACUGAUGCCAUUUGUUGAUUACUACAGCCUGAUCAGUUUGAAGACAAUUGCAAUUUCUAUUUUUGGAACCAAAAUCCAUCCUGCUAAAUAUAUCAUGAAAACGGAUGAUGAUGCUUUUGUUAGAAUCGAUGAAGUGAUCUCUAGCCUCAAGGGAAAGCCGACCAAAGGUCUCUUGUAUGGUCUAAUAUCCUUCGAAUCUUCACCGGAUAGGGACAAAGGCAGCAAAUGGUUUAUUGAUAACAGGGAAUGGCCAUAUGCUAUGUACCCACCAUGGGCCCAUGGUCCAGGCUACAUAAUCUCUCGGGACAUCGCCAAAUUCAUUGUCCGUAGCCACCAGGAAGGGGAUCUCAAGCUCUUUAAACUAGAGGAUGUUGCAAUGGGAAUCUGGAUUCAACAGCUCAAGUACAGGGGUCAAGAAGUGAAUUAUGUCACAGACGAUAGGUUUUACAAUGCUGGAUGCGAGGCGAAUUAUAUUCUCGCACAUUACCAAAGCCCGAGAUUGGUGUUGUGCCUGUGGGAGAAGCUGCAGAAAGAGCACGAGGCCGUCUGCUGUGAGUAAAAAUGUCAACUUUAGGGGGGGAGUUGGUGGUUUCGGCAACAUUGUGUUGGAUAAAAGUUGUAACUGUACAGAUAUUCUUCAGCCUGAAGAAGUGGGAAAUUUGGACUCAACUUGUUUUUCUUGUUGGAUCAAAUGGUAUUCUUUUGUUGAUUUACAGUAAAGAUUCAGGUGGUUUCCCACAUCUAAGGGCUUUUUGGUUUUUCUUGAUAGAUCAUGUUGACCUCUUCAAUGUCUUCAUAGAUAUUCAUGUACCAAACAAAUUGCCAAGAAGAAUUUACUUAUGCUUA